AUGUCGUUUUCCAUCGAUGCUAGAGGUACCAAUCCUUUCAGCAUAAGCGCAGAUAGAACCCCUUUGGUCCUGGAUGAGUCGACACGCACCCUCUACAACCGCGCCAUAUCCAACCCCUCCUCACUAACGGAUCAAGAACGCCGACUCAUCACCCACCGCAGCCCACCAGACGAUGAAGACACCCUCUGUCGAAAUGCCUGCGGCUUGUCCAUGGGCGAGCUAGUUACCAAAGCCAUCAAUCGCAGCAACAACAAUGGUGAUGACAAUGAUGGCUUCCCCCUUAGCAACCUCGGCCUGAGCUACAAAGAAGCCAGUCUCUUAACGGCCGGCGUUGUCGAGGGACAAUCGGGCCAUAUCCUGUCCGAGGUGGCGCGCCUUUCUCCUGAGGAUCGGGACCUUAAGGCUCGAGCUAUGGAAGCGGCGACGACGGACGAUAUUCGGGCUGCUAGGGAGGUGGCGCAGAGGGUUAAGCAGCGAUGGCUAGAGGUAGAACUGGCGGCGGCCAAGGCGCUGAACGAUGAUGACAUUAAGAAUAUUCGGUUUGCGAUGAAGGUUCCUUGGCAGGAGCAUGUACUGCAAUCCAGUUCAGCUUCAGCGCGUGAUUCUGCUCCUGGUUCUGAUUCUGGUCCUGGUGGUCAGGGCCCUGGUGAAGCAGGUGGUCGCUUCGGUCUCGUGGUAUUCUACCCGAAAGAAGAAGAGGAAGAAGGCCGCCUUCCAGAAUAUAAAUCCCUGAUAGGAACGGCUGUUUACCAUGGACUACACUAUUCACCGAGGCUGAUUAAGGACGAGACGAGAGACCGGUUCACAUUGCACUGGGUGGCUGUUCCAGGUAGUAAUGGCAGCAUGGACCCGAGUGCACUACGGAGCAGGUUCAGCACAAUGCUCUCAAAUGACGAGAUUCCUGCUGGCUUUCGACGCGAUGUUUUUCUCUAUGUGGAUGACGAGGCGUUCCGCUCGCGUGAAACGACACGGCCGUAUCUCUGGUUAGCUGAGCCUGAACCCCAGUCCGAGUCAAAGACAGAGCGAGAGCCAGAGCCAGGAACUGAGACUGGAACCGGGACCGGAGCUGCGACUGGAGCUCAGCCUGAGGCUUUGCAACCCCUAAAAGUCGACAUCAAGCAUAUCGCCCCGACAUUGUUUGCGCGGUUGGUUCAGCGCGAUCUCCAGGGCGAGGCGAGACGGAAGCCCUAUCGGCAUACCUCGGAGCUGACCAGGUUGCAUGCGGCCGCCAAUGCGAAAUAUAGAGAGGAAAGAGAUGGGAUUUGGCCGCCACCUGCUCGAUUCCAGUAG
Messenger RNA from Penicillium odoratum, 1290 nucleotides. RefSeq lists its product as uncharacterized. The transcript has a single exon. The coding region runs from base 1 to 1290 and encodes 429 amino acids. The record is from RefSeq and is a predicted model, not a curated record. NCBI's taxonomy places the organism in Eukaryota, Fungi, Ascomycota, Eurotiomycetes, Eurotiales, Aspergillaceae.